Molecule: messenger RNA, 2558 nt
Organism: Branchiostoma belcheri (Belcher's lancelet)
Lineage: Eukaryota; Metazoa; Chordata; Leptocardii; Amphioxiformes; Branchiostomatidae
Exons: 8
Coding region: 1-2433 (810 amino acids)
Biological process (GO): positive regulation of nuclear cell cycle DNA replication; regulation of cell cycle phase transition
Cellular component (GO): Dbf4-dependent protein kinase complex; nucleus
Molecular function (GO): zinc ion binding; protein serine/threonine kinase activator activity; nucleic acid binding
Source: RefSeq, a predicted model, not a curated record
AUGGCCAGUAUUCGUUCCCAGUGUGUUGAGAUGGCAUUGGGGACGCCGGGGAGCGCCGCGAAGGUUCGACGCCGCUUGGACUUCGUGAAGAAACCGCUAGAGGGCGAAUCUCUGUACUUGGACUUGCCCGGGUUCAGAAAUGCCAAGGAGUUGGAGGGUGACCUCAAGUUUCUGGGCGCCCGUAUAGAGACGUUUCUCAGCAGAGACAUUUCCUACGUCGUGACGAACCGUAAGGAGGCCCUGGCGUCACGACCUGCCAGCGGGGGCGGGGCCAGCCCCAGCCCUACGUACCUCAGUCCCAGUCCAAGUCCAAGCCCAGGAGUGGAGGAGGGAACUCAGGGGAGAAGAGCCUCCACCAGCGUUCCACUGACUAGGGGACAGGCUCUCCUACAGAAAGCCCAGGGUCGCGGUCGGCGCGGGAGUUGCAACAUGUUGGGCCUGGCGCAGGAGUGGGGAGUCAAGGUCCUGUACGUGCGCGACGUCAUGGCCAGGGUGCAGCGUCUCAUGGAGAAGUACCGCCUCCUAGCGGAGAGCGAGGAAAACGCAGCUUGUCCCGCUGAGGAAAACGCAGACGCCAAGCCAAAACGCCUGAAGCCGCCUUUUAUCAAAGUGGAGGACAUGUCCAGGCUUUACAGACCUCUCCAUCACGAGUUCACAACGUUCCCCCGGGUCUACUUCGACGCCGACGCCGACUGUCCCUUCGACGCCCCUGUCCGCCGCCUGCCGUCCCGUCCGAGUUGUUCCCUCAAGCUAAAGCCUCAAACCCCGGUCACCGCCACAAAACCGGACGUCCAGAAGGGUUACUGCGAAUGCUGCGAGGUCUACUAUCAGGAGGGCUUAACCCUGCAUCUGAAGGGGGACAAGCACAAGUCUUUCGUUCGAGACAGCGGCAACUUUGUCAAACUGGACUCCCUACUCGCAACCUUACCUUCCUUGGGUGACUUCUUCAAGAAAGUUGCGGCGGAAAAUCCACCGAAGGAGGACGACACGGCUCUGCAAGAAGCACAGGUGUCGACCAGUCCAGCUGUGGGGGAAGAAAUCGCAGAGAAACGACGGUCCGGUACGGAAGGCAGUGAUGACGUGUUUCUACUGUCCUCUAUCGGGGAGGGAAGGGCGCAUGCGCAAGACGGUCAACAGUUGACACACCAGAUAACAAACCGGAAAGCGGAACAUCACAACAACAAAGGAGCGAAUAACAGUACAUUCAAUGUGCUUAACAAACCAGCAUUGAAGACAAGGCGACAAGAUAAAGACUUGAAUAAAGAGCAAAGGGUUCCGGUUGUUGUUCUAUCUCCAAUGCCCGAUGUUACGUCCGUUAGAACAACACAAGGGAGCAAUUCAACAUUCGCAGACGUGAGAAAGGGAAGUUACCCGAAACGACGGACAAGUACAAGUAUCAAGAACGAAACGAAAGGCGACGCCGCAAAAGAGCAUCAUGGCGUUUCGACUGACAAAUUUGAAUGCAAGGAGGAUGAUGAGGACUCGCGUGAUACGACAGAGGCUGUUGCCGCCAUCUCUUCCUCCUCGUUUUCCAUUGAUGCUUCUUCCUCAGAACCACCCUCCUCCCCAUCCUCAUCCUCUGUACGUUCCUCUUGCAACGGUCCAUCCUCAGCAUCCACUGAAAGUUCAUCCCCUCAUUCCGUUUUUGAGAGCAAGAACAGCACUUCGGCAGCGAUCGACAAAGACUCGCGAGAAACAGAGGUGCGAGAUCAGCGGCAAUCAGUAGCAGGUCGUGGUAGGGCGGAUAACAGACGCAAAAACAUCGCGGACGUCCACCAAACAAGGUCUAAAAACCUUGCGGAAAGAAGUUCCAGUGAAUCCGAAGACUCUUCGUCGGAUUCACAUUCUUCUUCUUCGUCGUCAACGGAUUCGUUUCCACCUCAGCGGCGCCAAAGACGGGCAGGUUCCGCGGUCCUUCAGAGUACGUCGUCAUCGUCGGGCCAAGAAAAAUGCCCCAGCUCACCACAACUUAACAUUCCGACCAUGAAAGGCAACAGCAAAGUCUUUGGCAGUACCGGUGACGUCAUGACGGGAUGUUGUAAUCCUGGUGAUGCUGCAAGGCAAGAGCGCCAUCUAGCAACGGCAGUUUGUACUGCAGGAUGGGCUGUUGUUGCACAGUCGAAUGACUUGACCCUCCGCUUAUGCACGGCGAAAGCAGGCGAUACAAACGAAUUUGCAUCGCCUCCUGGUCCAGAAUGGUCAGUGGUAGAACGAUCGGGAAAUCUCAGACUCAAGUUGCAGAGAAGUUCUUGCCGAGCGAAAACACCAAAGAGCAGUCACCGAGCCAGUGAGAUGAGUUGGUGCGUACACAGAUCGGGCGACUGUAAACUAACCUUCUCGGGGUCCCUCAGAAAACAGCAGAGAAGACCGGAGUUAGAUAGUCCUCACUCAGAAAAGAACUUUGGUAGCAGAAGGAAACUUAAGUAUCUCUGAGAUCACAAUCUUAGCGAUAAAGUAUAGAGCAGUAAGUGGUACCAGAUUUUAACGAUGUUUAUGAAACGAUUGUAAUGUUCGCCUUGCGAGCAGACCCUUGAUUAUGAUGGUUAACUAUCAAUAAA